AUGAAUACUUUAUACGCAAUCAUAGUUUUUCUAUGCUAUGCGUCUAUCAAUAAUUUCGUGUAUAGUUUUGAAUUCAUCUUUCAACGAGACGGUACUAGUGAUCCGGAUGUUUUUUUAAAUUCGCCGCAAUUGGUUCGAAAAUAUAAUUACACUGUUGAAGAGCACGAGGUUACGACGGAGGAUGGAUAUAAGUUAAAUAUCUUCAGGAUACCAAAGAAAGCACCACCAGUUCUAUUGGUCCAUGGAAUUGGAGACAGUUCUGAUUGCUGGUUGGUACUGGGUCCCAAACACUCCCUGGCGUAUCAACUAGCAGAUAAUGGCUACGAUGUUUGGUUAUUCAACGCAAGAGGAAACCGGUACAAUAAGGAAAAUGUCAAUAAAGUACCGGAUAAAAUAUUUUGGGACUUCUCGUUUGAGGAAAUUGGAUAUAGAGAUUUACCAAGGACCAUUGAUUACAUAUUGAAUGUAACGAGUAUUUCAAAAUUGACGUACAUCGGAUUCUCUCAAGGAACAACAGUGUUUUUGGUGAUGUUGAGUUUGAGACCUGAGUAUAACAUUAAAAUAGAACAUGCCAUUCUAUUGGCCCCUGUCAGUUCUUUGAUUACAACAAAGUAUCCACUUAUAGAAUUUUUCUAUAACAAUCUAGAUAAUUUGAAGUCUCUCGCUAGGCGAAUUUAUGAAGUGUUUCCAUUCAAUGAAAGUUUAAAUCGUUAUCACGUGUCAGUGUGCAAUCCACGAUCGCCUUUGCGAUUACUUUGUGAAUUGGAAUUAUUUGUUAAUUUUGGUUUGAAAAAAUUGACGAAUCUGUUACCAGAAAAAUUGCCAGUCAUAACAAGUCACAUACCCGCUGGAACAUCUUCAAAACUCUUUCUACAUUUCCUCCAAUCCUAUAAAGGUUUUCGCAGAUACGAUUACGGUGGAACAAGAAAUAAAAUCGUUUAUUCCUCGCCAUCCCCACCAGAAUAUAAUUUAUCUAAAAUAUUUGUGCCAGUUACUCUAAUUACCAGCGAAGUGGAUUGGUUCAGCGCAAUUGAUGAUGUGAAUGUACUUAAAAAUAAGCUGCAUAAAGUAGAUAAAUUUAUAGUGAUUGAUAAAAACCGCCAGUUUACGCAUCUAGAAUUUAUAUACGGUGCUAGGGUAAACAAAUUUGUUAAUCAACCCGUUAUAAAUAUUUUAGGAUAUAUACAUAAACUGUAA
Messenger RNA from Danaus chrysippus (African queen), 1197 nucleotides. NCBI's taxonomy places the organism in Eukaryota, Metazoa, Arthropoda, Insecta, Lepidoptera, Nymphalidae. The record is from the annotation of a GenBank genome assembly.